Mucor mucedo is the source of this 1625-nucleotide messenger RNA. RefSeq lists its product as uncharacterized. Gene Ontology annotation, biological process: protein refolding; response to heat. Gene Ontology annotation, cellular component: cytoplasm. The record is from RefSeq and is a predicted model, not a curated record. Lineage: Eukaryota; Fungi; Mucoromycota; Mucoromycetes; Mucorales; Mucoraceae. Gene Ontology annotation, molecular function: heat shock protein binding; ATP binding. The transcript is spliced from 5 exons. Bases 55 to 1530 code for a protein of 491 amino acids.
UUUUUUUUUUAUUGUUCCAUUGAUUUCUUUUUUUUACCAUUUAAAAAUCAUUCCAUGGCUACACGUAUUAGUUUGGGAAAUGCAGUAUGGCAGACUUUAGCCAAACGUACUGUUAUGAGUAAACCCAUGACAAAGCGGUUCAUUAGCACAAUCAGAAGAGACGGAAAGACGAUUGUAGGUGGUUCAGCUACGCACAUGCAUAAUAGACGUAUUCACGCUACAGCUCCUACAUGUUCUGCAUCCAAGAAAGAUCCUUAUGAAGUUUUGGGUGUUGGUAAGACCUCUAAAACCAGUGAUAUUAAGAAGGCUUAUUACGGCUUGGCAAAGAAAUAUCAUCCGGAUACCAACAAAGACAAGGAUGCACGAGAGAAAUUUGCUCAAAUUCAAGAAGCAUACGAAAUUCUUUCAGAUGACCAAAAACGUCAACAAUACGAUCAAUUCGGUCAUGCCUUUGAAGGCGGAGGAGGACCUGGCGGUUUCCAUGGCGGCGGGGGUGGUGGAUUCCCCGGUGGAUUUGAUCCUAAUGAUAUCUUUAGUCAAUUCUUUGGCGGUGGAUUUGGUGGUAGAGGUGGCGGAGGACCUGGAGGAGCUGGUGGAGAUCCAUUUAGACAAUCUCCUGGUGAGGAUCUUCAAACACAUGUCACUUUAUCCUUUAUGGAAGCUGUCAAAGGAACAACCAAAUAUGUUCAGGUAGAUAAAGUCACCAACUGUGGGGAUUGUAAAGGAAGUGGUCUCGGUGAAGGUAAAAAGAAGGAAACAUGUCCUAAUUGUAAGGGUUCGGGUGUACAAACUAUCAUGAUGGGUGGUUUCCACAUGCAGGCUGCCUGUCAAAGCUGUGGUGGUGCUGGUUCCUCCAUUCCUUCGGGUUGUGGAUGUCCUUCUUGUAAUAGUAUGGGAAAGGUCAGAGAGCGUAAGACGGUUCAGGUCAAGAUCCCUGCUGGUGUAGAUCAAAACACAAGAAUCCGUGUUAAUGGAGAAGGUGAUGCACCCAUCAAGGGUAAUGGACCAGUGGGAGAUCUCUUUGUGACUUUGAACGUACAGGCGAGUAAUAUCUUCCGUAGACAAGAUGCGGAUGUUUAUGUGGAUGCAAAAAUUCCUUUCUAUAAGGCCAUGUUAGGUGGUCGUAUUCGUAUCCCUACUGUAGAUGGUGAUGUGGAUGUCAAGGUACCUUCGGGAGCUCAACCUGGUGAUAAUAUCGCAUUAAGGGGCCGUGGUAUUCAGAAAUUGCGUAGUUCUGCACGCGGAGAUCAAAUUGUUACACUCAAGGUUGAAUUACCCAGAACUUUGAAGGGUAAACAAAGAGAGAUCAUUGAGCAAUAUGCUAGUUUUGUAGAUGAAGAAUAUCGUUCUAAAGAAGAGCCUAUUCAAGUCAAACCAGAUACACCUCCUCCUUCACCUAAAAUUACACCUGAAAAAGACGCUGAUCAAAACGAAGGCGGUUUCUUCAAGAAGACACUUGGUAAAAUCAAGGGCAAGAUUUGUCAUGACGACGAAAAGAAAGAUGAAGAAAAGAAGGAUGAAAAGAAAUAGAACCAAAAAUUGCCUUAUAUAGACUAAGUUACCAAGUUGUAGGUCAUAUUACGUAAUAAUAAAUUAAACCAAAAAAAAAGUUUAUUUUUUUUUCA